AUGGUGGUGGUUGCGCGUUUCCGCAAGGAAGAUGCUAUCACGGGGAGCCGCUUGGCAGGAUGUGUCUCUGGCGACGACAUUCUCGACGCUUUACAAGGUCCGAUCGCUGCCCUCGAUGAAAAGCGCGCCGGUGGGAAAGUUGCGAGUGCCAUUCGUUGUUCAUUGAGACCCAUCGUACUUGGCCUAAGGGUCUUCCUUGACGUGGGCGCCGAGGUGGCUUCAUCUUCGGGCAUUCCUUGUGGGAACGCCAUCUUCGUCGCCAUCAGUGUAUUGUUACGAGCAGCAGAUCGCGUAGGCGCAAGGUCCGAUGAUCUCAUGAAGCUACUCAAGCACUAUCAAUCCUACAUCAGACGCUUGAGCAUUAGAAUGCAUGCCGCGUUCGGCGACGAAGCCAUAGCUUUGGCCGUAGAAGGCUUGGUGUCGAUGCUACGGGCGUUCAUGUUAGCCACGAAGUCGAUGCGAGAAGGCCGCUUCAAGCAGUUCUUCAGGGCCUUGUUCGCAAGAUCGGAUGAUGUCCAGGAGGCUAUCACAGCUUUAGAUGAUGUUAUAACUGAGGAUGAAAGGCUGACGAUGGUGGAGCUGGUGGUCGGCGUACAUGAUCUCACGUUGAGUGUGAACGAGAUUCUUGAGAUCACGGCAAGAUCAGAGUCGGUCAUCUCUCGCGUGUUGACCUCUGUGUGCGAUAUGCACACCGAUCUGGCUGGUGCUAUCACAUCAGCUCACCAUAUCCACGAAGCCAAACUCGAUCGCCUCGAACACCUGAUGAGCACGAACGCCGAAGCUCUCACCAGGAACCACUCCGCGCCGGACCCUUCGCGCCUUCCCGUCCAGCCUCGUUCGCAGUCAAUGAUCUCACUACAUAUGUCUAUUGAGAUACCCUCAGUACAACUGGAGUCUCUACGCGGUCAGGCAAAUGCAUUCCUCGCAUCCUUGACAAAGUAUAGCGAUCACGAUCGGGUCAUCAUCAAGCGUGCUUUGGCGAUGCUCUACGCCAUCGCGACGGAGAUGGUCGCGGAUAGUCCGGACGGCUCGCUGAAGGUGGUCCGUGCCACGCUAGAGAACCCUGCGCAGGUACUCGCCGCCUUCGUACCAAUGGCUUGCCUAUUCCUGUCAUUUUAUGCGCUUUGGCGAUGUAUCCUUCGGCCCAUUUGUUUCGCUCCCGGAAGGGUUGUACUGAUUGACGUGCUGGGCAAAGUCUUCGUGCUGGAGGAUGACGCUUUCCUGUCGGCAGAGGGCCUACACGCGUUCCUCAUCAAUAACUUCGCCAGACGGGAAGGACUACGUCAUGUGCAGAAUCGGGAGUACACAAUCACGGACGCUCAGCGCUCCGAGGUCGUAAACCCAGCCACGUGGGCGCAAACCACGGCUAUACAGCCUGGUAUGACUCUCCUUAUGAGCAUUGUCGUUCAGCGCUCAGCGCUUCGUUGCCCAUACUGUCGGGUCUCAAGCUCGUCAAGUCAAGUAGAUUUGAGUGGUUCUGUGACAUGCUCGAACGAGCGUUGCAGGCGCGCGUAUCAAGCCCAUCGGGGACAUAAACCCCAAGGUGGAGAGGGUAUGGAGGAGGUCGAACCGAACGAUCAUCCUGAAGAUGAAACGGCCGAAGAUGCUAUAGACGCCAAACAAAGCGCCGACGAUGCUCCCGAACAAGGACAGGCACCACGAGCGCACGUCCCCAACCCCAUGAACAGCUUUCAACGGAUCCUGGUUCUCUAUACGUCGGAGGACGCAAACAAUGCCGACUCAGACAGACUUGACAAACCGAAGCCUCAGAGUAAGGCUGACCCAGCGCUUCCAUCGCAGCCCUCACAUCGAAAGUCUGGGAACUCUUCGGAGAGAUUCAUCAGCGGGGAUGUGUAUGAUACCGCACGCGUGCACUAUCGUGACCUUGAUGCAUUCCUCAGAUCGAGUGAUGGCCAGCGUUCAUCGCAGGGAAGCCGUACUAUUGCGCGUGCAAAACUCGUUCGCCUCACUCGAAAUCAGUUCUUUGAGCAAAUCUGUCUUGCCGUCCACGAUGAGUUGGUUCGGAGAACCAGUGCGAAAGGCUCUGUUGAUGACGUGUUGUUUCUGCCCGCGCGGGAGGACCUUCCUCCCAAGAGUAACGAGGCGCGCGCGAAGUUGUCGACGCUUCCAAUGCCGCGCUUUGCAGAUCUGUCGUCGGAUGUUCAUCAUGAGCUUGGACGGCGUUGUCCCGAGUUUGUGGAGGCGGUUGAAGUAUGA
Messenger RNA from Peniophora sp. CBMAI 1063, 2217 nucleotides. NCBI's taxonomy places the organism in Eukaryota, Fungi, Basidiomycota, Agaricomycetes, Russulales, Peniophoraceae. The record is from the annotation of a GenBank genome assembly.